Molecule: messenger RNA, 588 nt
Organism: Emiliania huxleyi CCMP1516
Lineage: Eukaryota; Haptophyta; Isochrysidales; Noelaerhabdaceae
Exons: 4
Coding region: 1-588 (195 amino acids)
Source: RefSeq, a predicted model, not a curated record
AUGUAUGUAAAAAAUAGCGGCGUGUGUGCGAGGGUGGCGGCGUCCAGCGCCGAGCAGCACACCACGAGCGCGAGCGGCAGCGCCGACUACGCGAGGCGGCGGGCGGCUCGACCGAGCCGGCGGCGGAGGAGGCGACGGACGUCGGUGAGCGCCGCGGACGUGCUGGCCGGCGUGGAGGAGAGCGGCCCGAACUGCGCCCUUCCGGCGGCGAGGGAGGGCCAGAGGGAGCGGCGGGAGCGGCUGCGGGUGGACGAGACGGCGAAGCAGGCGAGGCACACCGAGGCGGCGCGGCACGCCGAGGAGCUGCUGGCGGAGGUCGAGGCGGAGAAGCGCGCCAAGGGCAAGAAGGGCAAGAAGAAGAAGAAGGGCGGAGGGACAGGCGGGGCUGGGCCGUCGCAGGAGACAGAGGAGGGUGCCGAGGCGCCGUCGGAGGCAGACGCAGCCGAGGCCGCAAAGAAGGCCGAGGAGGAGAGAAUUAUCAGGCUUCUCGAGCAGUGUCACGAGGAGCGGAUCCGGCUCGGCAUCACGGCGGAGAGCCAGGCGGCGGCGUCGGCAGAGGUGGCCGAGGCUGCAGCGCAGCGCUCGUAG